GGAUUGUAUAUACAUUGUGAGUGUUAAUUAGACAUUUUAACACUGCCAAUUUUGCUGUGUAAAUAACUCUUAUUUUAAAGAAGUUGGUUUUUGCACAAGCAUCAGUAUACAUGCAUGUAAAGCAACACAACACGUUAUUAUAAUCUUCAAAAAAACACGAUAAUUAAACAUUCUGGUUGUUUUAAUGUGACGUCGCGCUGUUGAAAGCAUUUUAUAAACUAUAAUUCUGACUGAUCACUGCAUAUAGUGUCAGUGUGUGAGAAUAAUCCAGUUUUAUUUUAAGAACAGCUUGGUGGAGAAACGAUCAUUUAUACGUCUGAUUCAAAUUCAGACAUUUAUUCCAACAUACUGUACGUGGAGUAGUUCGGCGUUCUCUCUGUGCUCAGAUAGGAGACAGACGUCCCACAGCGACACCUGUUGCACACAGCGAACGCGUCACAGAGAAACUCUGCUGAUUUCAACUUGACUGUCCUGCAGGUGCAGGUGCAGGUUGAUCUACAGCAGACUUACACGCUCUGUGUCAGACUGUAAUGGACAGGAUUGUGAUGUUCGGUGCUUACAGUAACACUGUCCCAACAAGACACCACAAGGUGACCGCCUCGAGAAAUCUCAAUGAGUUUUUCAGCGUCCAAGCUGCAGUGAUGCGCUCAGAAGCGAACGCUAUGGGAGAACAGCUGAAGGUUCAAGAUAAAGUGUCAUUUUGAUUCCCAAGAGGACAUUAAAGGGGCAGAGAAUGUUGGACAUUAAGGGGUGUUUGAGGGGGGUGCUAGAAGAGAGAAGUUCUCACCGAGGUCAGAAUCAGGAAAUUCAUUUAGUCUUUGGGGAUUUAUUGUAUGACCUGCACACACACACAUUGACCCUAGAAAUCCCACUCCGAGAACGGUGAAGUGCAGUUCUUGCAUCCUGAUUCUCCUUCUUCAUGUCUCAAAGGACGGCUCGGCUUGUGUUUGAUUUUCACGGCCACGAGUGUGAACUCUUUCAGUAUGUAGAAACCAUCUCUUCUCAGUCUUUAGAUGCAUUUCAUGGCAACACUUUCGGAGGCUCGGCGUGUUCUUACACAAGGCAGGAGACGUCGUUUCAGGUGCUCAAGGCUACAGAAGAAGAUGUGAGGCGAGGACAUUUCAUUACAGACGACUCAAGUGCUUGUUCACUCAUGUAGAGGUUUAUCAAAGGUUCCUCAGAGUGGCUUGAGUUGUAUUUAUAAAGGCGUGUAAUGUAAACCUGUUAUUAUUCUUGAAAACAUGAUCGCAUUUUAAGCACUUAAUACAGUACAUGCAAUUUCAAAUUUUAGAUUGACUUAUUAAUGCAUAGCAUUUACGUACAAAAGCUUCAUUUGAAUGAGUGAAAUGCAACUCAUCCAAACGACCUAAAUCUGUUUUGUCGUUCGUUUGUUUAUUAUGAUUAUAUAUUCAUUCCACUGCAUGCAAAGCAUAAAUUAGUUAUAUGUGUUCAAGGACACUCGUCCCGUGAAGACACUAAAAGCGUGUCGUCGUUCUUGCAUUUGUGUGUGAUUGUACAGGGAGCGUGGCAUGCGGCCAUUCAGACAAAGGUGUUUAGCAUGCAUGAAUCAUCCAGUGACUAGGUGCCAUAUUGAACGAGUGUGUGUGUGUGUGUGUGUGUGUGUGCAUUAUUUGUGCAUGCUGCUCUAUCGCUCCCCUGCCUUCAUCUCUCCCCUCCCCCCUCCGUCUAGCACCUUAUCACUCUCUCCAUCUAUCCAAAUUUGGAGACGCUUUAUUGGCGUGACGGGGUUGGUCGGACAUGAACAUCGCCAUGACGAUAUUCAUAUGAUAAUAACGGCAGCAGACCAAACAGAUCGCGGGAUCCUCGGAGCAGAACACUGUGUCCCUUUUCUUCACAGAUUUACUCAUCAAAUAUGCUUCAUUCAGAGCGUAUUGGCGUUAUUCAUUUAUAAUGUCUCCCCCCUCCCCUCGUUCUGCCUUUUCUCUCGCCUGUCUGUCGCUCUUCUUCUCUCUUCGCCAUGUUGGCAGGCCCCAAUCGACCAGCUGAUAUCAGCAUUCCCUGGCACUGUGCCAACUGGCAGGGCUGCAGAGAGACGGGGAGACAGACAGAAUUAAAGACAACCAGAGAAGAACAGAGGAAGGGAAGCAAUGAACGAGAAAAGUGUGGUGGGAUUAAAAAAGAAAAGGAACAAUAAUGGCGAGAAAGAAAGAAUGAGAACGAAAGAGGGGGCAGUCUAAGUGAUAUAGUGUGAUAUCCUUCUGAGUCACGGCUGAACGGAUGUCAACUGGCUCUCUUAUCCACCAUAACAUCCAAGUUUUAUGUCACAGAUGCACACAAACACGCAUACAGUUCACAGCGGUGUAAAGCCACAUAAGCAUCGUGACACACAUCCACACAUGCCUGCACCCUCGCAGCUGUUCAGCAGAUUGCCUCGCCAUAAUCAUCAAUGAAAUUCAUUUUCUGUUAUUUACCAAAGAAGCAGGGGACUGUCGGAGGUGGACGGGCAGAUUGCCACCUUCAUAGCACACCUCUCAGUCAAGGAAAUGAAGCAUGGCUUAGACAAAGCACUGAAUAUGGAUUCCCCACCAGAGUGUAUGCUGGCUCUUUCCUGUGAGCCCCCACUGUCUCCUCCGUCCAUGCCCUCCCUGGACCACAGUCCCCAAGGCCUGGCCCAGAGUCCUCAGUUUACCCCUUCUAGUCCUCAAACCGAACUCUAUGCCCCUGCCUCGCCCUGCCCCCUUCCUGGUGCCAGCCUCCAAGAUGAAGAGGAUGAGGAGUUGUCGGCACCUCCAUCGCCCACCCCGGCAGUGGCACUGUUUCCUGGUGAACUCGGCAGUCCCUCAUCAGAGAGCAGCCCUCCAGCCACACCGUCAGCAUCCUUCUCUGGCUUUGGAGCUCUGGAGCAGGCCAUCUCCUCUGGUCAGAGCACCACCUGCAGUGAUGAAUUGGAUCUUCAGCUUUUCAACAAUGAAUGCAUGACUUUCCCAGGAGGAACCAGCUCCGGACCUGCCCUGAAGUUUCCAUGCCAUGUCUGUGGAAAGAGGUUCCGCUUCCAGAGUAUUCUGUCAUUGCAUGCUCGAGCUCACAGUUUGGAUAGGGACCGCCGGGCUUCAGCACUCUACCGAACCGCACAUGCCAAGUUGCAGCAGAACCAUGUAAGUGGCUGUGUAAUCCAGAAUCUCAACAACAGAGAUCUAGGCCUGAAACAGAGUCCGUUAUCUGUCUCAUCACAGAAGAAUAUGGAUGAAGAAAUAGUUCCCGAGGAACCUCUUCAAACUGCUAGUAGCCCUCAGUUCCUCUUUGUAGGAACCACAGCUCUGACUCCACCUCUAACAGAGGAGGCACCGAUCUCGACGUCCUUUUCUCCACUUGGCCAUGCCCAUUUGGAAGAAAGCUCCCCCUCCACAGUUGCUCCCACGUUCCGUUGCCAUGCUUGUAAGGGAAAGUUCCGUACCGCUUCAGAGCUGGCACGCCACGUGCGAAUCCUCCACAACCCCUACAAAUGUACAAUGUGUCCCUUCUCGGCCAGUCAAGAGGAAAGACUGGCUGCCCAUCUGCAGGAGAGCCACCCACCUGAAGAUCCUGUGGCUGCAACCGUUUUCCCUUCUCACCCCGUAACAGAACCACCAGAAACCCCUCCCCCAGUGUCAGUUGUCCCAGCAUUCCGCUGUGAGACAUGUGGCCAGCGUUUCACUCAGUCCUGGUUUCUGAAGGGACAUAUGCGGAAGCACAAGGACUCAUUGGACCACAAGUGCCAGGUGUGUGGUCGUGGCUUUAAGGAACCUUGGUUUCUUAAGAACCACAUGAAGGUGCAUCUCAAUAAGCUGGGACUCAAGGCUGGGCUGGGAAAUCUGGGGCCCGCUGGAUCUGAUCAAGUCAAAGGUCCUGCUAGCACACAAGUGCUAGGUGCUCUUUAUUCCAACCUGCUCCUGGCUCGUAGUAUGGCGGGUGGCGGAGGGUCGGGAAGUCGCACAGAGAGGUCGGAUGGUGGUGUGGCCUUAAGUAAAUCCUCAGUCCUGGGCUAUCUGGGAUUUCCCAAAGACAACAGUAAUGGAAGCUGCAUGGAGCGCCUUCAGGCUGUGGCACAGGUGGCAGAAAUGGGUAACGGAGGUGGAAGGGGAGGCGAGGCAGCAGACGGAGCAGACCAGGCGGCCAUGUGGCAGCUGGUUGCUCGCAGUCUGGCAGCAGCACAGAACAACCACCAACAGCAGCAGCACCAGCGAUCCCACUCACAGCCACCUUCCUCACAGGGCACGGUUGCUGGGGAGACCAAACAAAUGAGGGCCUACCUGGGUGGGUUCAGUUCUAGAGAGGAGCUGGAGGCCUCUGGUGCUCCCUGGGAGUGUCCAGAUUGCGGCAAGCUGUUUCGAAGCCUUCAGCAGGUGGUCGCUCAUGCCCGUGUACAUGUUCAGAAACCCCAGAAAGGUCAGAGUGCCCGGGGAGGCACAUUAAGAGAAGAGGAUAUUAUAAACCGAAUGGGUGGAACUCCAGUCGCCAGUGGAGUAGGAGGAGGGCGAAGAGUUAGCGACAGCGAAGGCAGACAGGAGGCAAAGCAUCUUACAUCAGGAGAGGAGGCCGCUGGGAGCUUCCAUUCUGUCAUAUCGCAUCUCUCCGGUCAGAAUGGUCUGAGGGGAUCAACCUCAACGAGCUCUUCAGUUCCUAGGGAGCGUGUUCGGGGAACAGGGGUGAAGGAUUGCCCUUACUGUGGUAAAGCUUUCCGCUCUUCUCAUCAUCUUAAAGUGCAUCUUCGUGUACACACAGUGUUUGCACAUACUGACUUCUGCAAGCAAUGUUGCCGGAUCUGUUUUCCUUUUCAAGGGGAGAGACCGUACAAAUGCCCUCACUGUGAUUAUGCUGGCACUCAGUCCGGCUCCCUCAAGUAUCACCUACAGCGUCAUCAUCGCGAGCAAAGGAACGCUAUGGCAACCUCCCCAAACUCCCCUUCACCGGGCCUCCCCUCUCUCACCGGCUCUCCUCUUGAAGGGGUGAAAAAACAUCGUCGGCUCCCCUCCAUGUCCCGCUCUUCUUUUGGGAGGGUUCCUGUAGAAGCGUCUUCCUCCAGACACGGUCAGUCAUGGGCUGUAGGCACUUCAGAGAAGAAGGACGGACGUCAAAGAGAGGGAGACGUAGAGAGUCAAUAUCGCAGUUUGUCGGGAAUGAUGGGUGCACUCUUCCCUAGUGGUCUAGAAGCAGGUUGGAAGGACGAGGCACCUCCCCGCAAAAUGCCGAAAGUGUCUCGACGAAAGCCGCUUACCACGAGUCGCAUGGUGUCUGCAAACGGGUACCAGGGUGGAAUAACGUCCCACGAAGGAGUCUUUGAACCCCUGGACCUUUCCCGCCGCCCUUUGCAAGAUGAGGUGGCAGCGAGUGCUUCCGGAGGUGGAACGUCUGGCGGUCCUAAAGGAAGUAGUGACAUCCUUAAUCAGUGUGUGUUCUGUCCGUUCCGAACCUCUUCAGUUGAGCUGAUGGCUAUGCACCUUCAGGUCAAUCACACCAGCAAGUCUCGGCGCAAGCGGGGCAUCCCUGCAAACCGUUCCCCAAGACUCACCUCGCCCGGGCCGGACCGCGACCCGCUGACUCUGUGGAAGUUCCUCAAUGUAGAAGAUGGAAUAAUGUCCCCUGACGAUUGGCUUUCAUCAAAGGCAAGACUUGAGAACGGGCGGAGUCCAGAAAACAGAGAAGCGGAGGAGGGUUUUGAACUGGCACCCGAACCUGCGGGAACAGAAAAGGACCUGGAUGAGGAAGACGAGGAACUGGAUGAGGAGGAGAGUGAACUGGAAUCGAACGGCAGCUUCGGAAAUUUCCCCGAGCAUCCGAACAGAAGGGCUCAGUCUGUUUCCUCAGACCUCACGAUGGAGGAUCUGCUCAUGGAGGACAAGGGUAAAUGAGAGCAAUCUGGAGACGGAGGCAGGGGAGACGUCAGACAUAUUUGGGAGUUGUCCAUGAGCACUCAUAUCAUUUAGACCAAGGCCAGACCAGUCGCUACGUGCGUCAUCAAAACCCUCAAUAAUAAUAAACAAAAGGAUUACCCAUAAUGUACCCCCUUUAGUAAGCGAUCGAUUACCUCUACAUACACAAAGACUCUACAUCACAGAGAUAUCCAGUAUUGUAUGCCAGUCUCAGCCUGCCAGUCAAGGAGUCUCCGGACCUUCUCGAACACUGUGUUCCUGUCUUCUUGUCAGUGAACGUGAUUGCCAAGUUCUUUGCUUUCGUGAAUCUCUUGCUCUCACCUUAAAACAAAACAAAAACUUGGAAUGUCAAGCGGGAGACGCACACGGACGCUAUCCUUUAUCACGACAAGAGAGAAAUGCCGACAAUGCUACUUCCACGUGAACGUGCGUCUUCAGUCAACCAAAGGAGUGAGCGCACUUCUUACCGACUCUAAACAGAAUGCUGUGAAUGGUACUUCUGAAUCACCUCUAACAAAACUGGACAGAGUAAAGAUUAUAUGACCAGAUAUCCACACUGCCUGUCUGCUCCAUCGGGUCUUCUUCAGAUGUUCUAUAAAACAGAGUUUCUGCCUCUUCUAUAUGCUAUUUCUCUCUCAGUGCCUGUCGAUGUAAAUGGUUUUUAGCAGAUCAAGCAACACAGGAAUAUAGUCGCAGUGAAUAUAUAGAGUAUAUACAGUACGCGCGUCCUUGUACUAGAGCGUAGAGUUCUGUAUCAGUAUGUCGGCAGUUCGUGUGAUGGUGAAUGAAACCGUGAACUGAACCCAGAGCGCCACGUGUGAAAACAGCCGGCCGUUUGACGCGGGCCAGAUGUGUUUACAUUACACAAACCACCAGGAUUGUUGGACUGCCAUUACUAUGAAAAAUAAUACCGUCUGAGUUCAGAUUUCAGGAUUUGAAACAAAUCAUCUAGAAACGGAGACUCGGCAAUAUGACAUUCCUGUUCCUCGUAUGACUGACUUGAGGGUGGAGAAACGUAUACUGUGUGUCAUUUUUUAGAUAGCAAGUAGACCGUUUUCUUUACAUAUUAAAAAAAACCACACUAACAAAUCCAGACAUCCCAGUAGAGAGUAUGUAGCUUUUGUAAAGAUACGAGAUGAAAAAGAGAGGACGAAAAAAUAUGUCGUUGUUCUUCUAAGAAGUGUUAAUGGAAAAGAGUAAUACGUAUUAUAAUAAUUAUGAAAGAAGACAUGAAUGAGAACGUCCCAAGAGCACUGUGCAAAGUUUAUUUUCUCCGACAAGCUUUUGUUUGACCAAACUUUUGUUUCCCCCCCACAAAACGUAUUUUUUAAUAAUGCUGCAGGUUCAAUUCACAACCCCUUAAACAUCAAUCAACGAAUCAAUCAAUCAAUCAGCAAAUCAAUCAUUUGGAUACACAAUCAAUGUUAAGGAUCGUUCAGCGAUUGCUAAUAUAUUUAUACGUCAAUGCCGACAUCACGUCCAAGACGUGUCGCGAUAUCGAUGUUGUCAGUUUGACUGAUCUGUUCGCCAAAUUUUCAUUUAAAUGUGCACAAAGGAUGAUGUACUUUCCUAGUCCAGCUCUGUGAAAUCAUCGAGUCGUCUCAUUUUUAUCAUUAGACAGAUGGGGUAGGCCAGUAGUCCAGUGUUUCGUCUAGCCUUAAUUUGUGAAACGUGCAUUAUUGUGUUCUUGUUUGGUAUGUAGAGAACGCGUAUGAUUUCGGUAUAGCCCCUGAUGUGCGUGCGUUCCUUUAAGACAACAGUCAAGCCACUGUGCCUUCUGUCCUGAGCACUUCCUCAAGUAUUUUGUAAGUUCACCAAAAGCACUUAGCCCCUACUGUAUCUCGCGCUUUUAUUUGGUGACCCGCCGUCUGAGUGUCUGUUUUGUGGAGAUUAUCUGAUGUGCAUGGGGUCCUUGUCAUGUCAGAAUAUUUCCUGUCGUUCCAUCAUUCAUGGCUGUGUGCGGUUUCCCCUCCCUUUAGCAUGUGCAUCGCUGAAAGCUGACGUAGUAUUUAGCGCAGAGGCCUCUUGGUAUUUUAAUUUCUAUGAUGUUACUUUAAUGCCGAUGAGAUGAAAUCAAGCUCUUCUGCUCAUAAUUAUUAUUCUGAUCAUUGUUUGUUUUGUUUCAUGGAGCAAAAAAAAUGUAAGCAAAGAAAAAACAAAAACAAAAACUGUCUCUUGAAUGUUGUAUAGAUAGAAAUAGAAAUGUUGUGUUUCUAAUGAGAGAUCAAACCAUGGCACCUGUUCUCAAUCACUCCCUCCAUCUGUGUGUGUGCUCGUGUGUGUGUGUGUGUGUGUGUGUGUGUGUGUGCGUGCGUGCGUGCGUGCGUGCGUGUGUGUGUGUAUGCGCGUGCGCGCGCGUGAGUGUGUGUGUGCGCGCGUGUGUGUGUGCGCGUGUGUGUGCGUGCGCGUGUGCGUGCAUUAAAAGGAUUAUUCUGUAGAAAUAAACUGACACUGUGAAAAAAAGUACCGCUUGCAUUCAAGUAUUUCCAAACAGGGAUAUGCUGCUCAGACAUUCACAUAUGACCUGCAUGUUGCUUUUGGUGAUGAAUGUUUAUCCAGUGAGAGAUGGAGAGAAGGUGCUGGUUUGAUCUUUUCAGUAGCUGACUGUUAUUGAUGUCAGGGGAAGCUGAUUUAACAUUGUAGUGACUAAUAUGAAAUCGUGGAUUGAAAAAAAAAGUAGCGAAGAAUCAAUAAAAUACAAAAAAACAAAAUUAUUGCUUGUUAUAGUGUGAUAGUGUGUUUGUCUGCAUCACAUUUCCUGAUGUAUUUCUUAUUAUGUGCCACACUCAUAUGUCCACUUUAACAUCCUGUGAAGUCUUAUCCGAGUUAUUAAUAAUA
Triplophysa rosa is the source of this 8708-nucleotide messenger RNA. It is a transcript of the gene znf219, whose product is annotated as zinc finger protein 219. Gene Ontology annotation, molecular function: DNA-binding transcription factor activity, RNA polymerase II-specific; RNA polymerase II cis-regulatory region sequence-specific DNA binding. Lineage: Eukaryota; Metazoa; Chordata; Actinopteri; Cypriniformes; Nemacheilidae. Gene Ontology annotation, cellular component: nucleus. The transcript has 6 exons. The record is from RefSeq and is a predicted model, not a curated record. Gene Ontology annotation, biological process: regulation of DNA-templated transcription. Bases 2505 to 5849 code for a protein of 1114 amino acids.